AUGGAGGGCGGAGGGCUGUCGGACGAGGCGGCGUCCGCUGCCUGCAGCGAAGGAGACCCCAUCACCCAGGACUACAUGAUGCAACAGACGAUGCUGAGGGUCAAGGAUCCGGCGAGAUCUCUGGACUUCUACACCCGAAUCCUGGGCAUGACGUUGUUGCAGAAAAUCGACUUCCCUUCCGUGCGUUUCAGCCUCUACUUCCUGGGCUACGAGGCCAAGUUGGACGUCCCAGCCGACAUCAGAGAGAGGACGGCGUGGACUUUCUCUCGCCCGGGCACCGUAGAGCUCACACACAACUGGGGCUCAGAGUCAGAUGAGACUCUGUCGUACCACAACGGGAACAACGAACCGCGAGGAUUUGGUCAUAUUGGCAUUGCUGUUCCUGAUGUUUACUCUGCCUGCAAACUAUUUGAAGAGCAAGGAGUGACGUUUGUCAAGAAACCAGACUCCGGUAGAAUGAAGGAUCUGGCCUUCAUUCAGGAUCCUGACGGCUACUGGAUUGAGAUCUUGAACCCGAACAGCAUGGUCCCCUUGCUGUCACCUUAAAGAAGGGACACACCGGGAAGUGCUCGGGUCAUUACGGCUGGACACCACGGUGGAAACAGAACCGGACUUUUCUUCUAUGUCGCAGUCCAGCUCCUGAUACACGUUUUGUUUUCUUGUUACGUUGCUCAUCUGGAUUUGAACAUCUGUGCACUGGUUGCUUCUUCUGUCUGAAAAAAGAAAGUUUGCUUUGAAUCUACUGACCGUCUGUCGCAGUGUUGGAGAGAGUGCCAGUCACAAACCCCUUAAACAACUGCUCCCUGUUACCUCUGUCCACGGGGGGGCGGUAACUAAAAGCCCCUUCGGUGGAGUUAUAGUGAAAUCCCGGGAAUUGUAAGAGCAGCGGGGCCAAAAGUCACUUCAAUAAUCUGGGGCCAGGCCGUUUGAUGCCGUGUUACGCCCAUGCUGCGGGGCUAAAAUCAAUGGACGACAUGUCCAGAGAGGAUU
Molecule: messenger RNA, 990 nt
Organism: Xiphias gladius (swordfish)
Lineage: Eukaryota; Metazoa; Chordata; Actinopteri; Istiophoriformes; Xiphiidae
Product: lactoylglutathione lyase-like
Exons: 6
Coding region: 1-546 (181 amino acids)
Molecular function (GO): lactoylglutathione lyase activity; metal ion binding
Source: RefSeq, a predicted model, not a curated record